UCCCUUCCUGUCAUGCUCGGACGCGGGAGGAAGGAGGGCGAUAACUUCAUGUGACUGCUCCUUCCCCGAACGCCCUUCAGCAUCGGCUGCGGCUCGGGAGACACCACAUGGACCCGGCUCCCCGGAGAAAGCUCCGUCACUGACAAGACCCAUAAGGAGCCCCCAGCACCGCCCGGGAAGGGUACAAUUCAGGACCAGUGGCCUGUAAAAUUUGCAUGUAAAGUCUGAACCAGCCUCAUACGGGAUCAAAGCCAUCAUCAUGGACUUCGUUAUGAAGCAAGCUCUGGGAGGGGCCACCAAGGACAUGGGGAAGAUGCUUGGUGGAGAUGAAGAGAAAGACCCUGAUGCAGCCAAGAAAGAGGAGGAACGCCAGGAAGCCCUUCGGCAGGAAGAGGAGGAGAGAAAAGCCAAAUACGCCAAGAUGGAGGCUGAGCGGGAGGUCAUGAGACAAGGGAUCCGGGAUAAGUACGGGAUCAAGAAGAAGGAGGAACGCGAGGCAGAAGCCCAGGCCGCGAUGGAAGCUAACUCGGAAGGCAGCCUUACGCGUCCGAAGAAGGCCAUCCCACCGGGCUGCGGCGAUGAAGAAGAGGAGGAGGAAGAGAGCAUCCUGGAUACCGUCAUCAAAUACCUCCCUGGGCCUCUCCAGGAUAUGUUCAAGAAGUAAUUCCCCACGAACUCUCAGACUGUUUCUACUAUGAACAGCAAAGCAAUGCCGUUCCCGCCCCUCGGUGGGAGCUCAAUCUCACCACCCACCAUGCCCCCCUCUGCUCACUCCAUCUCCCCGCCCCUGCCCCUCCCCGGCUGCCCGGGGCCCCCUGGCCGGGCCUAUUUGUACAUAGCCCCCUCCCCACUCUCCCCAGUAGAUGCCUCCCAUCCAUCACUUGUCAGGAGCAGAGUGCCGCAGUCUACUCAACUUUAAUUAUAAGCCAUAGUACUAGGUGUGUUAGGAAACUCAGCUAAUCAGGCACCUCUACACUCGACAGAGAAAAGGGGAGACCUCCCAGUGGUUUCUGGCCCCCACAUAAGCAGCACCACAUUCCCAGAGAGCAAGCAGGGGCUUCUUUUAAUUAUCCACGGGAUAUUUGCCAUGACCGCCAACGGGCCCACCAUCCGGCCUUGGUCAAACGGGGUUUCCCCCGCUCCUGUAGGUGUCUUCACCAUCGCUGCCCUCUCCCAGGGAAAGGGGAAUUUAUCUCUGUGCAGGGACCCUUUGGAAAGGCAAUCAUUUGAAAUGCAAAUUUCCCAUAGGAGGGCCAAGCCUUCCCAAGUAUUUCUUGUGUUAAUACCACUGCCACCCAGGUCUCAGAAUCCAGUCUAGGGUCUUAUUCCACAUUAUUAAGAAGAGAGAGAAAUCUGCAUGGGAAUGACCUGAGAGGAGGGAGAAAGGGGGCUCUGGGGUGUUCCCUGGAGUUUAGUCGCUUUGUGUGCAAAGCUUGGAGCAUCCUAGAAAAGGGUCAGAAUAUCCUUCCCUGCCUCCAUUUUCACCCCCACACACCCACACCCCUUAGGACACUGACUGUAGAACUGUUCUCUCCCACUGUGGACCGUCUGAUGUUCUCUGAUCACCAACAUUAGUACCUUGUGGGACAUCCCCCAGGGCUUGGGACAAGGACAGACUGUCUUUUUCUCAUACAUGGAGAACAGGAAGGCAUGGGGAUCAGGGGCAACCGGUGUUAGUUAUUAGGCUCUCAGAACAAGUAUGAAAGGCCAAAGUUCCAAUACUGCAUCUUUCUUCCUGUGCACCAUGUUCCUUGCAUGAAAGAUGGAGCUAUCACUAGAAGUAGAAGCUUAAAGCGCAUUGCUCUGAGACCCUCUUGCCAUGGUAACCAAACUCAGGAAAGUAAGGAUGAAAUAUCCCCGGAGAAAACUCCCUUCAGAGAGGAAGUCUAUGUAAGCCCUCAGUCCCUCCAGGGUAGAUUCAGGGCUCAGGACCCUCUUUCUGAGCAGGGAAUGUUCUUCAAGACAGUUUCAGGACACGAUAGUUAUCAAGACCCCUAUUCUCCACCUGACAUUCCAGGAUCCAUCACUUCUUUCCCAGUUUGUUUUUCUUCUUAAAGGACUUUUCAAUUUUAACAAAUGACCUAAAACUCUCUAUCUUUCCCUUCUCUGCCUCUCUAUUUACCCAUUAUCUAUCUGUACACCAUCUCUCCAUCCAUUUACCGAAUGCCUUUGACUCUGUCUCCUUCUGUGUUUCUGUCCAUCUCUCCCAUCCAUAUCUCUUUCACUCUCCUAGAAGGUUCUCUCCAUUCAUGCCCUAGGAUAUUCCAGCUUCAAAGAUUACUAUGGCAAAUUUCUUCUAUGCUAGACAGGAAAAAUAAGUGUUUUUUUAAAGGGGUGAGGUGGGCAAGUGGUAAGGGACCUAUACCAGGUCGCGUCUUGAUUUUUUCAAAUUUCUUAGUGCUCAUGGUAAAGGAGCAAGAAAGUUGUGUCUUGGGUUUGAGAAGAGGUGGGGAAAGAGUGUUGUUCUGGGAGGCUUGUGGGCUAAUCUAUCCCGGGGUCUGUACCCAAGCUCCAGCCCUAAGGGACUAUUUUUCCUAUACCCCUUAUUUCUCCUCCUAGCCAUUGGAAGGGUGAGUCGUCCUCCCUAGGAGAUCCACAUCAGAUCAUGUGCAUGUGGGGGGUGAGAAUGGGGGAAGGGGAGAGGUUGUUUCAUUCAAACUCUCAGUUCUGGAUUGCUGGGGCCAAGAAAGAUGAGUAGGUUAAAGUAAAUGGCCUGGUAUGUAUUGGACAUCUUUUCUCCAAACAAUACUGAACUCAGAAGUCACAUCACAGGCCUCCUGGGGUUUGAAUUAUCACCGUGCCUUCUGGGACAACCUGGAAAGGACUUUGUGCAGAAAAUAAAUCAUGAAAUCUAUUAGAGUCCCUCAAGCGAGGCUGGCUCUCACAUUAUUUGAGCUUCAUUCUAUCCCCAAACUCUCUUUCUCUGUCUGUUUUUCUCUCUCUUACGUGCGCACACACACACACACACACACACACACACACACACACACACACACUCCUCUGCUAGAAUUUAGUAGAAUACUCCUCAACAUUCUCAACAGAAGAACUGACCGUCUGUUAAGUCAUUUUGGAGUUUCUCUGUAAGCCCUUCUCCCUCAGGUCUUUUCCAAAGAAAGCCAAUCUGGAGUCCACCUCCUCCCUUAAAAAUACUAGCCAAUUUCUGGCCUGUCAGUCCCCACUCUUGGAGAAUGGAAAGAGAUGAGAGUACGGGAAAGGGAUUUUGUCUUGUUUUAGUCACUGGGCCACAUGAGGUAAUUCAUCACCAUACAUUCCUGCUGAAAAAGACCUGGAAUCAAGACUAAUUUGGCCCACACCCUUAAAAUCCUUUCUAAAAUGGCAGAGAGACCUUUGGCUAAAUCCGGUUCUGCUCUCUGUGCCCUGGGACUAGAGGCAGGUGGAGGAUUCCCAGGCUGAAUUCUGACCCUAAUUUUGUCCUCCAUUUCCAUUUGGUUUCCAUAUACUAUGUUGAAUCUCAGGUAAGCGAGGUAUUCUGUUUUUGGUGAGCCUUUAUUCAGACAGUCGGGGUCCCGCCCCGCGGGUGAUCCGCCAGACAUCGGGCCAAGGGCAGCCUCUCUGUCCUGAUAAAGGCGCUAUCCAAAUCCCUACUUCUCGGAGGGCAAAAAGUUUCGUUUGGCACUGACCUUCAUGACCUUACAUCGAUCCUUAGAGAAAGCCAUAUAAAUCAGACUGCAAUAUUAAUUAUGAAUGCUACUCUACAUUACAGGAGAAUAGACCAUGUGCUAACUCAACUUCGGAGUUUCUCUGUCCGUGUUUCUAGCUCUGUGUCUUAGCCAAGUAUCUCCCCCAUCCCCUCCCUCUUUCUAGCUCUAGGGGGGAGAGAGACAUAAGAAUGCUGCUGACCCCUGUGCCGCUCCCUUGUGUGCGUGUCAUGUUUUUAGGAACCUGCUCUCGUGACUGGCCGUGGUUGUGAUUGUGAUCUUUGUCAUCCUGUGUGUCCCUAUCCCGUGUUUCUGCGCGUUUUAUCCCGUCCCCCAAAAUGAAAUGCAUCAUGUUGUCAGUCAAUAAAUCAUGGGGGAAGUGGGGGUGGGAGGGGUGGGUGGGAGGGGAAUGUCUUUCCAAAAACGCUUGUUUUCACAAACGCAAACUCUGAGUAGACGGGGCAUUUCCCAAUAGCAAUGAGCUUGUCCUCCCAGUUUCCAGAUGCAUGGAGCCCCUCCCGUGCACGGUGGGGGGCCAAGGACCACCCGUGCACAGUGGAGACAUGUGGAUGUCCACCCCAUGGUGCUUUGCCUGCUUUUCUUGCAUGACGUGGUGACUAAUGUGAUGUUCUUUUCCAAUGGAAUCGCGGCCAAUAAAGAAUUAUAGGAUCUCA
Antechinus flavipes (yellow-footed antechinus) is the source of this 4333-nucleotide messenger RNA. RefSeq names its product complexin 1 (gene CPLX1). NCBI's taxonomy places the organism in Eukaryota, Metazoa, Chordata, Mammalia, Dasyuromorphia, Dasyuridae. Gene Ontology annotation, cellular component: terminal bouton; SNARE complex. The transcript has 4 exons. Gene Ontology annotation, molecular function: syntaxin binding. The coding region runs from base 260 to 664 and encodes 134 amino acids. Gene Ontology annotation, biological process: synaptic vesicle exocytosis; neurotransmitter transport; regulation of neurotransmitter secretion. The record is from RefSeq and is a predicted model, not a curated record.